AUGCAAGAAGCGAACAUCACGCUGCAGUGUUUCCUCCACUUCAUAGAUUCUCGCAGUUUUGCAUUACAAUCGGCGCAGCCCCCCAAACAUGGAGCCGUUGCUGCCCAAAAACCUCCUGUGGAACCAUCGAACAGAGGAGCAACUGCAUUCAUCACCACAAAUGCACCGCCUGUAUGCAACUUUUGUGCAAAAUCGCCCCAUCCACUUUAUCAAUGUGGCAAAUUCAUUCACAUGUGCAAAAAUUGCCUGAAGCAGCACCUUGGAGAAGUAUGCAGAUCGGGAAAUUGUAGAAAAUGUGGCCUACUGCACCACACGCUUCUGCAUGCCGCAUUUGAGCCAUCAGAUCCUCAACCAAGCCCGUUUACGUCGUAUGCCGUACAUGCCAACAAUGGUCCGGUCGCCCAGUCGCUAAUUUCGGCUCUUGAUCCCACCGCUAAUCUCGACGCGUCAAAUGUUCUCCUCGCGACCGUAGCCAUUAAUGUGUUGGACAAAUAUGGACGACCGCAUGUAUGUCGCGCAGUUCUGGAUUCUGCACCUCAAGUAAGUUUCAUUAGUAAGAGCUUCUGCGACGAACUUGGCCUGGAUCUAAUGGAAGCAGACAUGGAUCUAGACGGAAUUUCAUCCAUGCCUGCACAUGCCGACAAAUACCCGCCACUGUGCAGCGCUCCGCUAUCGAACUUGAAGGUGUCGACGUGCUUGUUGGCUUCCUCUGAUGAUGGUCUUUGCCAACAGCUGCGAAAAUUUUGGGAAAUAGAAGAGUAUGCUGUACCUAAAAUUCACAUCAGUGAGGAGGAAAAGCGCUGCGAGGAGCAUUUCUCAAUGCAUACGGUUCGGAAUAACAGUGGAAAAUUUACCGUUCGUUUGCCAUUUUUGCACCCACCGAGUCAACUUGGCGAUUCGAGACAGAUGGCUGUUAGACGUCUGGAACACAUGGAAAGGAAACUGCACCGGAAUCCACUCCUCAAGCAAGAGUACCAUGCAUUCCUCCGCGAGUAUCUCGAGCUUGGGCACAUGACUAUUUCGGAACAUGCAAAUCCCACAGAGGCCGUCUACUUACCCCACCACUGUGUGAUAAAGGAAGCCAGCUCAACGACGAAAUGCCGCGUUGUAUUUGAUGCUUCUGCGAAAACCACAAGCGGAAAAUCUCUUAACGAUAUUCUCAUGGCUGGUCCAGUCUUGCAAGAUUCGUUGGUGAUCAUUCUUCUACGCUUUCGAAUUCCUACUAUUGUGAUUACCGGCGAUAUCAAGCAAAUGUAUCGAAUGAUUGAAGUGCACCAAGAUGAUCGUGAUUUCCAACGGAUUUUGUGGCGAUGGUCAAGCGACGAGCCGGUGAAGGAAUAUCGGCUAAAUACUGUAACCUACGGAACUAAAAGUGCUUCCUAUUUGGCCACAAAAUGCGUGCAGCAGUUGUUGGAGUCCCACAGACUGAUGUAUACGGAGGCAGUGGAAAAGGCGGAACGGGGCACAUAUGUGGACGACAUUUCAACAGGUGUUGAUUCAGAGGAGGAAGCCAUUCUACUUCGCCAGCAGCUCUCAACAAUUUUAGCUUCUGGUGGUUUUCAUCUCCGAAAGUGGGCGUCAAAUAGUGUAGAAGUCCUCAACGCGAUCCCGGCUGCUGAUCGGGAAAUAAACACAACUAUAGAACUGAACAACACCCGCACCAUCAAGGCCCUCGGCAUCCACUGGCAGCCGUGCAGCGACGAGUUCCUGUUCUCUAACAUACCGAAUCAGAUCUUUCAGCCCACGAAGCGGACCAUGCUAUCGCAAAUCGCCAGUAUCUUUGACCCAUUAGGGCUUCUGGCGCCAAUAGUCAUCAAGGCGAAACUGGUCAUGCAACAGCUCUGGGAACUGAAGAUGGACUGGGAUGAAGCUCCCCCCGGUGAGUUAGUUCAAGUUUGGUUGACAUUCGUGCAAAGCCUUUCCGAUCUUAAUUCCUUACAGGUACCCCGACGAGUGAUCGGCACGCAAGCCGCCUCUCGAGUAUAUCUGCACGGCUUCAGUGAUGCAUCCGAGCGAGCCAUGGGUGCGUGUGUCUACAUUCGUACGAUAGACAACGACGGCAACACAUCAUCACAUCUGCUGUGUGCGAAAUCUAAAUUGGCGCCCAUUGGAAAUGGACGAACAACACUACCUCGGUUGGAGCUGUGUGCCGCAGUGAUCCUGUCCAGACUAAUAGCGAAUGUGAAGGAAGCCCUAACCAUACCCUUUCAUGAAAUACGUGCGUACUCGGACUCAACGGUGGCGCUGGCGUGGAUCGUGGGUGGUGCUUCAAGGUGGAAAACGUUCGUCGCAAAUCGUGUGGCAGAAACAACUACGAAUCAUAUCGACACCCAUAGCAACCCCGCCGAUCUGAUCUCUCGGGGUACUCUACCAGAGCAAACCAUCAACAGCGCUCUCUGGUGGCAUGGCCCGUACUGGAAUGCUUGUCCAAACAUAGAUAAUUCCGCGCCCACGGUCGCUCUUGACGAUAAGCAACAACGACAGGUAGAAAGGGAACAGCGCUCUUCUGCAGUGGCGUAUCUGGUGGUUUACGAAAACGACUUUCUCGACGGGAUGCUGGCCCGAUAUUACCCCAAACUCCAACAUCUUUUACGUAUUACUGCCCGGAUGAUUCGCUUUCGACAUCGCGAGUAUCGAGCCGCCAGGUUAACAGCAUACGAAAUCGACAACGCUAUGCAACUCUAUGUGAAACACGUUCAGAGGUUGCAAUUCGCGAAGGAAAUCAGUCAACUAGAGAAGCAUCAUGAGGUGCAUCACACCAGUCCACUUCGACAGCUGAAACCGUUCCUGGAUGAAGCACAUCUCCUCAGGGUGGGCGGUAGGUUACAGCUGUCAGAUCUCAGCUACGACACGAAGCAUCCGAUCUUGCUGCCCCACCGCUCAAUUCUCACUGCGCUCGUUCUCCACCACGAGCAUAACCAGCUGUUUCAUUGCGGCCCACAAUCGCUAUUGGCAGCUGUACGAAAGCGUUUUUGGAUUAUUAGCGGUACCAGCGCCGCUCGCAAGACUUGCCGAUCCUGCGUCGAGUGUGUACGAGCGAAGCCAAUACCAAUUCAUCAGCUGAUGGGCCAGCUACCAGCAGACCGCCUGAAGCCAGUUCCUCCUUUCUCCAUCACCGGUGUGGAUUACGCUGGGCCAAUCAAUGUUGUCAGUCGUCGAACGCGUGGUGCUGUGGCUACAAAGGGCUAUAUCGCACUAUUCGUCUGCUUCUCAACUCGAGCGGUACAUCUAGAAGCAGUUUCGGAUCUCACUACGUCCGCAUUCAUUGCGGCGUUCACUCGCUUCAGCUGCCGAUAUGGACUGCCGAACAAGAUGUACUCUGACAACGCCACUAAUCUUCGGGGUGCAGCUAGAAAACUUCGUGAGUUAUACCAGCAGAUUAAUUUAAUCGAACAUGAGAACCAAAUAGCAGAUUAUUUUGCGGACGAAGGCAUUGAAUGGUCAUUUAUUCCCGCUCGCUCUCCCCACCACGGUGGACUGUGGGAAGCAGGGGUGAAGGUGGCGAAGAGCUUGCUAAACAAGCUAGGAGGUGAUUCUCGUUUCACGUUCGAAGAGUUAAGUACGGUUCUCUCGCAAGUAGCAGCUUGUAUGAACUUUCGUCCUAGUACCCCAUUGUCGAAUGAUCCCAACGAACCACAACCUCUUACGCCAGCGCACUUUCUCAUCGGUCGGACCUUGAAUGCUGUUCCAGAGAUCAACCAGCUGGAGCGACAGAUCGGAUCUUUGAACAGGUGGCAAUAUCUACAACGAGUCACCCAGGAGUUCAGAGUUCGGUGGCAGAAUGAGUACGUUCUAAUGCUUCAACGUAUGGUAAAAUGGCAGCAUACUACACCGAAUGUUACUGUCGGUGAGUUUGUUCUGCUGAUUGCCGAUAACGAAAAGGCUAAGCAAUGGCCAAUAGGUCGUGUCGUAGACAACUUUCCUGGCCCUGACGGACGCAUUCGAGUAGUGGCCGUUAAAACUACCAACGGUAUUUCACGGCGUGAUGUCAGGAGAAUUCGGAGAAUCCCAUUAGACCAGGACGAAACGGAGCAGAAAUUCCUCGCAGUAAUUUGGUGGGCGGUUUAUGUUACGGCGGAAGUAAAUCUAAACGCCGUUCACGAAAAUCAGCUUGACCUUCAGUCGUCCUAG
Topomyia yanbarensis is the source of this 4131-nucleotide messenger RNA. RefSeq lists its product as uncharacterized. Gene Ontology annotation, biological process: DNA integration. Gene Ontology annotation, molecular function: nucleic acid binding. The record is from RefSeq and is a predicted model, not a curated record. NCBI's taxonomy places the organism in Eukaryota, Metazoa, Arthropoda, Insecta, Diptera, Culicidae. The coding region runs from base 1 to 4131 and encodes 1376 amino acids. The transcript is spliced from 2 exons.